Molecule: messenger RNA, 996 nt
Organism: Aspergillus ibericus CBS 121593
Lineage: Eukaryota; Fungi; Ascomycota; Eurotiomycetes; Eurotiales; Aspergillaceae
Product: Mic19 family protein
Exons: 3
Coding region: 128-784 (218 amino acids)
Source: RefSeq, a predicted model, not a curated record
ACCAGGAAUUGCCCUCGAUCAGUUCUCUCGGCGGCCAUUGCGGUGUUCCACUGACUUUGCCCCUCUCCGCUCCGGCCACAGAACCAGCCAGCUCAGGCAGCAGCAAGCACACGAACCUCCGCACAUCAUGGGCGCCGGCAGCUCCAAGCCCGCGGCUUCGGCCGACUCGCACGUUUUCUCGAGUUCCUCCCCCGUUCAAUUCUCCGCCAACUUCGUCGACGCCCUCCAGUCCAACACCGAGACCGAUUCCGCCCGUGCCCGAUCCCUGGAACUCCAAAUCCAAGCGCGCGUAUCCGAAGAACUCGAGCGCCUGCGCGCCCGCGAACAGCAAACCCUCGCCGAAAUCGAGAAGAAGCUCGCCGAAGUGCGCGACUCGAGCCCCUCUCCCGCCGGCCCCCUCACCACAUCCACCAACGGAGCCUCCUCUUCCUCCUACUACCCACCGGGAUCGUUGGAUCUGGAUGCGCCCCGGAUUCCGUUCGCGGGCCGCGAAUCGCUCCCUAUGCCUGUUGAGGCGGUGCAGCAGCAGCAGCAGUCCACUCCCAUUAACCGGGAACUGUCGCGGGAGACGGUGAAUAGUGAGAUUGAGGAGCUCCGGGCGAAGUUGGAGGGACGGAAGAAGUUGAUUGAGUUGGAUGCCGGGAUUGAGAAGGCUAGGUCGGAGGUCGUUAGUUGUUUGAGGUUGCAUGAUCGGAGACCUUUGGAUUGUUGGAAGGAGGUCGAGACGUUUAAGAAGGAGGUUGCGAGAUUGGAGGAGGGGUUUGUGGAUCGUAUUGUUGGGUAGAUCCGUUUCCCUUUCUUUUCCGACUGAUGGGAUUUGAUGGGCUUUAUCAAUAGAGUUGACUGCUGCAGUGGUGGUAUUGGUGACGGGGUCUGUCUGUGCAUGUUGUCAUGUAUAUGUAUACCUAGCUAGCUAGAAAAGGUUCCUAGCUUAUUGUUUUCGGGCGGUUUAUAUGCUAUGGUUGUAGAUAUGUAGGUUUGGGUUCGUACUGCUGG